Molecule: messenger RNA, 1083 nt
Organism: Ctenocephalides felis (cat flea)
Lineage: Eukaryota; Metazoa; Arthropoda; Insecta; Siphonaptera; Pulicidae
Product: diamine acetyltransferase 2-like
Exons: 5
Coding region: 511-1020 (169 amino acids)
Molecular function (GO): N-acetyltransferase activity
Source: RefSeq, a predicted model, not a curated record
UAGGCGCAAGUCUUGAGAGAGGAAUUGCAGACGGCGUUGGAGUUUAUCAACACGAAAAAUUAUCGCGCACGUUAUUAUAUGUUUUUAUCUACGGGAAAAACUUUGUGAUAAUGAAACACUUGAUAUUAUAUAUUUAUCAACACAUACACAUGUGCGAUCGAACUCGUACGGAGAACUACCGACUGAGUGACAGACGACGGACGGUUCAGAUUCGAGCGCGUUGCAGUCCGGGUCGCGGUGCCGAGGAGCCGAGCCGCGUGGUCACGGGGGAAAAACACUUUUCAAAUUUCCACUUUUCAACUCUGAAGAGUAUCCUGGACGGAACGGGAAACACUACACAAAAGCUGAUCGUACGUACAACUGAGUACUUGUUGCUCAGGCGGGCGUUCGAAAACGUAGAGCCGACACGGUGUCUUUGUGUUGUAGUAUGGAUAUUCACGCUAAAUAUUCAAAGUACUUCAAAAUAUAAACAAAAUCCUGCAAGAAAAAUUGUGAAUACCUACUUUAAAAAUGGAAAAAUUUAGAAUUAGAUUGGCCAGACCAGAAGAUAUGGACAGUGUCCGAGAUAUGAUACAGGAAUUGGCAGAUUUUGAAGAAAUGCCCGAUGGACCCAAAAUUAGUGCUGAAGAUUUAAAGAGAGAUGGUUUCGGAGAUAUGCCACUAUUUCGUUGUUUCAUUGCUGAAUCUUUGGAACAAUCAGAUCCUAACAAAAAUCUACCAAUUUGUUAUGCUUUAACAUUUAUAUCUUACUCAACUUGGGAAGGAAAAUCACUAUUUUUGGAAGAUUUAUAUGUUAAACCAGAAUAUCGAAACAAAGGCGUAGCUACGGAUAUGAUCAAAUUUUUGGCUAAGCUUGCUUUGAGAGAAGGUUCAUCAAGAUUAGACCUUCAUGUUUUGGACUGGAACCCUGCUCGAAAAUUUUACGAAAAAAUGGGUUUCACAAACUUAACUGAAAAAGAAGGCUGGAUGUUCUGUCGUCUAACCAAAGGAGCAAUGGAAAAGUUAGAAAAUUUACCAUAACUUCAUCUUAUUUAAUUAGUCAUUUUUUAUGAAUGCUAUCAAUUGCGUAGAAUAAAAAAAAAU